GCUGAGAAUUAAGCCAUCAUGAUCCCAACUUUGAAGCCUGAUGGAACUGAAGGAACAGCAAUUCGUAGUUUGACAGUGAGUGAAACAACACAUCUUCAGGGAUGCAUAGUUUGUUCUAGAGAUGAAAAUUUAAAAUGUUUAAUACAGCCAUGGAAAAAUGCAAGUGAUGACCAAAAUGCAUUUUCAAUGUAUAAGUAUAUUUUUUACUCGCCAAUAAUUGAUGAGAAAUUUAUAACCAAACAACUGAAAAUGACUAUCAGAUAUCCAAAGAAUGGAACUAGGGAUCAUUAUAAAAAGGAAUAUGAGUUGGAAGGAAAUCUCAGUGCUGUUGUUGUUGACAAAUUCCAUUUAUUUCUUUUCUGUGAAUCUAAAAAGCUGAACGAAUGCUCUUUUUUAAAGGAGCAUAAAAUUAAUGGAAUUAGGUUGAAUCAACGCCUAGGAAAAAUUAUUUAUGGAUUAGGAAAAUACAAAGACCAUUCUUCCUUCAUCAAGUUGGAAAUUAAAAAAUGUGAUGAUUCAAGUGGUAAUGAAUAUGAGGUUCAGAACAGAGAGGAUUUUGAAAAGCUGUGGGAUGCUGGACCAAUUUUGAUGGACGAACAUACUUUAGUGGGGUCAUUCGUAAAGGUUAAAGAGGAAAGCUGCAGAAUCUCUUGUUAUAUGUUUGAAACAAAAGACAACACAGUCAAUGAAGUCAAUAAGAAAAAGCCACCUAUCACAGGAAAACCCCCAAUAGAGAACAUGGAUUGUUAUGACAAUGUAGAACCAAUCUCAUCAUCAACAUCAGAUGAUAGUCAUUUUCCUGAUCAAA
Messenger RNA from Actinia tenebrosa (Australian red waratah sea anemone), 808 nucleotides. RefSeq lists its product as uncharacterized. Lineage: Eukaryota; Metazoa; Cnidaria; Anthozoa; Actiniaria; Actiniidae. The record is from RefSeq and is a predicted model, not a curated record.